Molecule: messenger RNA, 873 nt
Organism: Colletotrichum karsti
Lineage: Eukaryota; Fungi; Ascomycota; Sordariomycetes; Glomerellales; Glomerellaceae
Product: glycosyl hydrolase family 17
Exons: 3
Coding region: 1-873 (290 amino acids)
Biological process (GO): carbohydrate metabolic process; cell wall organization
Cellular component (GO): cell surface; extracellular region; fungal-type cell wall
Molecular function (GO): 1,3-beta-glucanosyltransferase activity; glucan endo-1,3-beta-D-glucosidase activity
Source: RefSeq, a predicted model, not a curated record
AUGCGCUCUUCAGCACUCGUCUGCGCCCUGCUGGCUGUGAGUCCAAGCCUUGCUCAAGUGUAUGGGAGUCUCGGCUUCGCUCUUGGUGCGAAGAAGCCGGAUGGGCAGUGCAAGUAUCAAGCAGACUACGAGGCAGAUUUCAGAGCCAUCCGUGAGGCAUCGGGAAGCGGCAUUGUGCGUAUUUACGCUGCCGACCAAUGCAACACGGCCCAGCAGAUCUUGCCAGCCGCAAAGAAGGAAGGCUUUCUAGUCAUCCUCGGUGUGUGGCCGGACACGGAGGAGUCCUACGCCGCCGACAAGGCCGCCAUCCUCCGGUAUGCGCCUGAAUUCAAGAACCAAGUCUACGCCGUCACGGUCGGCUCCGAGUCCAUGUACCGGGGCAAUUUGACCGGCGACCAGCUUGCUGCAAAGAUCAAGGACAUGAAGAAAGCCGUGCCCGAUUUUCGCGUCGGCACGGCAGACAGCUGGAACAAGUACCAGGACGGCACCGCCGACGCAGUCAUCAAGCAGGCCGACAUCCUUCUCGCCAACGCCUUUUCGUACUGGCAAGGACAAACGCGUGACAACGCAACGGCAUCCUUCUUCGAUUCCAUCAUGCAGGCUUUCGGUCAUAUCCAGCGCGUCAGCGGCACAGGCUGGCCCAGCGAAGGUGCAAAGUACCAGAAAGCCGAACCAGGACACGACAACGCUGAGGCCUUCUACCUCGGUGGUGUCUGCGGGAUGGUUCGCUGGGGAUUCAAUGUCUUCUUCUUCGAGGCGUUCGAUGAGCCCUGGAAGCCACAUGCCAUUGGCGAGGACGGCAGCGAAGCGCCCGAGGUGCACUGGGGCGGGAUGAAGGCCGAUCGCAGCGCCAAGUAUUCUCUCCGGUGUUGA